UCUAAAAAUAUGAGACGAUAUGAUUUUUCUGAUACAUGUUUUAAAAUUUUUACUUGGCAUUGUGUUAGACCCGCAAUACAGGUCACCUAUCAAAGACGCAAGGGUAGAAGAUGAAAUACACAGGGAGAAUAAGCCACAUGCACGGUUACAUGAUAUGGUUGGGGGAAUAGUCUAGAAGCAAAACAGCCUAUAAAUAAGAGAAGAAAUUGGCAACUGGGGGAGGAGAAUUUGGCAUUCAACAGGAGAGUGGUGAACCUCUCGAAUGUUCACAGCUAUAUCUUGUUAUUUUCUUCAGUUCUUGUGUAUUUUUUAUUUAAUCGUCCCAUGACAAAACUUCACUGAGUGUAAUUCUAGUUAGUUAAUGAAAUUCAGCAUUCAAUUAUCUCAAAAAGUGUGAUAGAUAAUUUGUUAUUAUCCCAGGUUUCUAUCAUUUGGUAUCAGAGCAAACCGAUCCUGAUGAUGAACUUAACAGAUCAAGUGGGAAGUUUAGAAGGAUCUCAAUAGAAAUUACAGGAGCAAAUGGAAGGAAUGCAAAUGGGAAUGGAGAAAGUGCAGAUGGAGUUGCAACGGGUACAGAAUAUUGAAAAAAAUAUGGCCAUCAUUUCCGAACAAUUCACCUUCAUGAGGACAAGAUGGGAGGAGGCUGAACGAGAAAGGAAAGGCAAAGGACAAGCAGGAGCGAAGGACUCAGAAUACACUGGGCAAUCUGAGGUUUCUCCGGAUAUGGGGAUGAAUGGCAGAGAAAGGGGUUAUGCAACCGGUGGGAGCUGGAAAACAGAAAUCAAGGGGAGGAGGUUGGAGAUGCCGGUGUUCAUGGGAAACAAUCCGGAUGAAUGGAUCUUCAAGGCUGAACGAUAUUUCACUGUGAAUCACUUAACGGAGUUGGAGAAUUUAGAAACGGCCGGUUUGUGUUUUGAAGAAGGAGCACUGUCUUGGUAUCAAUGGGAACAAAAACGGAGAGGUGUGCGUAGUUGGGAAGAGCUCAAAGGACUCUUGCGAGCUCGCGUCAGAUCGACGCUGGAAGGUACCACGGAGGAACGAUUCCUGGCCCUCCGACAAGAGGGUUCGGUGAUGAAUUACAGGCACUCAUUCGAGACACUAGCAACUCCAAUCUGUGAUGUUUCUGAGGCCAUACUAGAAGGCCACUUCAUAAAUGAGCUGAGCCCAGAAAUUAAGGCCGAAGUCAGGAUGUUACAGCCCAAAGGGCUUGAGCAGAUUAUGGAACUGGCCCAAAGAAUUGAAGAGAAGAACAAGGCCCCGCAAGCCUAUGCUACUGGAUCUGGCCCAUUAAGAAGUAAAUUAAAUCCUAACCCAAAUGGGUACCCUCUGUCUUCCAGAAAUCAGUCGAACACUCUCUAG
This is a messenger RNA of Olea europaea var. sylvestris, 1359 nucleotides long. RefSeq lists its product as uncharacterized. The transcript has a single exon. The coding region runs from base 520 to 1359 and encodes 279 amino acids. NCBI's taxonomy places the organism in Eukaryota, Viridiplantae, Streptophyta, Magnoliopsida, Lamiales, Oleaceae. The record is from RefSeq and is a predicted model, not a curated record.